AUGCCUGAGGUGGCAGCUGCGGCUAAGGGCAGUGUGUCUCAUAAGGGGUCGAAGCAGUUGCUGACUAAAGUCACCAAGAAACAGAGGAAAUCUCGCAAGCUGAGCUAUUCCUCUUACGUGUACAGGAUGCUGACCCAGGUCCACUCUUCCACCUGGAUCUCGCCCAAGGCCAUGAGUGUUUUGGACUCCUUCGUUGUCAACAUUUUCGAGUGCAUUGCCUCCAAGGCCUCGGACAUCAUUCACUACAGCAAGCGCCACACCAUCUCGGCCAGGGAGAUCCAGAGAGUCGUCUGCCUCAUGCUGCCAGGGGAACUGGCCAAACACGCCGUCUCUGGAGGCACCAAAGCGAUCACCAAAUACACCAACUCUUUUUAG
Carcharodon carcharias (great white shark) is the source of this 375-nucleotide messenger RNA. RefSeq names its product histone H2B type 1-A-like. The record is from RefSeq and is a predicted model, not a curated record. The coding region runs from base 1 to 375 and encodes 124 amino acids. Gene Ontology annotation, cellular component: nucleosome. Gene Ontology annotation, molecular function: structural constituent of chromatin; DNA binding; protein heterodimerization activity. The transcript has a single exon. NCBI's taxonomy places the organism in Eukaryota, Metazoa, Chordata, Chondrichthyes, Lamniformes, Lamnidae.